GAUAUCUCACACCUAACACUAUACAACGCAGCUUCUUCAAUCACCUACCAGUCGCUUUGCAAUUGCAAACCCAUCUCCCCAAAGUUAUUUCCUAAUCCUACAAAUACAAAUGCAAUUACUGUGUGUUCUUUUUCUUUUCUUUCUAACUAAGUCUUCUUUUUCUUCUAUAAAAAAGGAAAUCUCUUAGCCUAGCCUUAGAUCGUAGUGAGUCAAGAUAGAUUGUGAAAAAUGUCAAGAAGGGAGAUUUGGGUGGUUCCAUUUUUUGGGCAAGGCCAUUUGUUCCCAUGCAUGGAGCUAUGCAAACACAUAGCUUCUAGAGACUUCCAAUCCACUUUCAUCAUCUCCUCCAAUCUCUCCACCUCCAUCCCCUCCUCUUUCCGCCAACACCCUCACAUCCAAGUCUUCGAAAUCCCAUCCUCUAUUUCACCACCACCACAGCCUGCCUUUGCCUCUGACCCCAUGCACCAACACCGUAAACACCAUGAACAAAUGGCCCUCGCGCUUCAAAACCUCCUCUCCACCCGACCCGGACCCAAGCCCGUUUGUGCCAUCCUCGACAUCAUGAUGGGCUGGUCCACUGAAGUCUUCGCUACAUUCCACAUCCCAACUGUUGCUUUCUUCACCUCUGGUGCUUGCUCUGCAGCCAUCGAGUGCGCCACGUGGAAGUCCCACAUAGAAGUAGAUUCAAUAAAACCCGGAGAGACCCGUUUACUCCCCGGGUUACCCGAAGACAUGGCUCUUUCCUAUUCCGAUCUUAAGCAACGCCCUCAUGGACUACCAGGUGGCCCACCACCACUCAGUGGUGGAGCACCACCACCACAACAACCAUUCAUCGGUGGCCCAAAGAAAAUGGGUCCACCAAAACUAGGAAACCAGCCAAUAUGGGUGGAGGAGGUAGAGGGUGUCAUCGCUUUGUUAAUCAACACGUGUGACGAUCUGGAAAGUCCAUUCAUUCGCUACCUCUCUGAUCAGAUUGGGAAACCAGUCUGGGGCGUGGGCCCACUCUUGCCCGAACAGUAUUGGAAGUCAGCAGCAGCGGGCUCACUUCUUCACGACCGUGAACUUCGUACCAACAACAGGAAGUCGAAUGUUACCGAAGACGAUGUGAUCCAAUGGUUGGAUUCCAAGCCACGUGGGUCUGUUCUAUAUAUUUCUUUUGGUACCGAGGUGGGUCCCACCAUGGAGGAGUACCCACAUUUAGCUGAUGCAUUGUUGGAAUCAUCGUCAACAACGUUUAUAUGGGUCAUACAACCCGGUUCGGGAAGGUCCGGUCCACCACGUGCGUUCCUAGGGGGCCAACCCGGUUCAGAAGAAGAAGAGGAGGUCGGUUAUUUUCCUCAUGGUUUGGAUAGCAAAGUCGGCAAUAGGGGUUUGAUAAUACGUGGAUGGGCACCACAGUUGUUGAUACUGAGUCACCCAUCAACGGCUGGAUUUUUAUCGCAUUGUGGAUGGAAUUCAACUGUGGAAGCCAUUGGUCGAGGGGUCCCCAUUUUGGCAUGGCCCAUUAGAGGGGACCAAUACUAUGAUGCCAAAUUGGUAGUCUGCCAUCUCAAAGUUGGGUACAUGAUUUCUGAUGAUUUGUCACAAAUGGUUCAGAAAGAAGAUAUAGUGAAGGGAAUAGAGAAAUUAAUGGGUGAUGAAGAUAUGAAAAAUAGAGCACAAGCGCUCAGCACUAAAUUUCUACAGGGUUUUCCAACAAGUUCAGUCACUGCUUUAGAUGCUUUUAGAGAUUUUAUCAACCACAAAGCUGCUUAGGCCUUCUAAUUUUAUAUAUGUACACGCAAUCAUAUGUUGUGUUUUCCUUUCUUUUUUUUCCCAUCCAUUUUUAAUAACUCUAAUAGACAGUAUAGACAACCCCACAAAAAGAGAAACAAACUAAUAUGUAUGGCUUUUAUAAAAUACUUGAAUGUUAUAUUCAAUUUCCAGGAA
Quercus lobata is the source of this 1929-nucleotide messenger RNA. RefSeq names its product scopoletin glucosyltransferase-like. The coding region runs from base 229 to 1755 and encodes 508 amino acids. The transcript has a single exon. NCBI's taxonomy places the organism in Eukaryota, Viridiplantae, Streptophyta, Magnoliopsida, Fagales, Fagaceae. Gene Ontology annotation, molecular function: UDP-glucosyltransferase activity. The record is from RefSeq and is a predicted model, not a curated record.